AUGCCGGCUUGGUCUGCGGCAGGCCGGGGCCCAGCAUUCCGCCCGGUCGGGCACGCUCGCGCCGCGCGCGAAACAGGCGGUGCCGCUCGACGGGGCCGGGCAGCCGCCACCGCGCGGUACGCUCCGCCCAUCAUCGCCGGUCCAGCCCCACGGUCUGUGCGGCGGCCAACAUGUGGAGGAACAGCUUUCGUCCGAUCCCGUCGCGCUGAUAUUCCGGCGCGACCGCGACAGGCCGAUCGCGAUCAACGGCCAGUGUUCGCCAUCAUCAUCGGUCAGCGCGAUCGGCCAGCAUUGGAUCCGACCCGAUCAACGUGCCGUCCUCGGUCAGCGCCGCGAAGCAUAAAAAAGUCCACCGGCGCCACCGAUCCCGCACCCAGGGCGGUGCGCCUGCCGCCCAGGCGGAAAGGCGCGGUCGAGCAGGGCCUCGACCGCGGCCGGGCGACCGCGUCGAGCGGAAUGAAUCGAUCGUCUGGGACAAGAGGGCAGGGUCCGAUCGCCGGGAUAGGGACGCGCGCGCCCUUAACCGUGUCGCGCGCGAUGCAAGCCCGUGCUUCCCUUGGCCGCCCCGCUCUGCUAGAGUGUUGCUGUCGCGGAAGACCGUCUCCAGCUUUCUGA
Molecule: messenger RNA, 615 nt
Organism: Acanthosepion pharaonis
Lineage: Eukaryota; Metazoa; Mollusca; Cephalopoda; Sepiida; Sepiidae
Source: the annotation of a GenBank genome assembly